Molecule: messenger RNA, 1747 nt
Organism: Drosophila grimshawi
Lineage: Eukaryota; Metazoa; Arthropoda; Insecta; Diptera; Drosophilidae
Gene: SmydA-1
Product: SET domain-containing protein SmydA-8
Exons: 6
Coding region: 100-1647 (515 amino acids)
Source: RefSeq, a predicted model, not a curated record
ACUACUCUGUGUCUGUGUGUGCUCUCAAAGAAAAUAUCUAUAAUUCGAGUGUGCCGCCCUUUAGAAAGUGUCGUCGUUUGAGGCAUCCACGGCCAAAAAAUGAAUGCGUGCCAUGUGUGUGAGACUCCGACGAAGAACAAAUGCUCCAAUUGCAACCAGGUCGCCUACUGUUCGGUGCAGCAUCAAAAGGAGGACUGGAAGGCGCACAAGAUCCACUGCCAUCCAUUUAAGAUAGCGAAGAAUGAGGUGCUGGGUCGCCACUUGGUUGCCACACGUAACAUCAAGCCCUACGAGAUAGUGCUGAAGGAGGCGCCACUGAUGCGUGGACCGGCACAAAUCUCGGCACCGGUCUGCAUGGGCUGCUUGAACUGCAUCGAGGCGAAUGAUCACAUCAGUUGCGAGAAGUGCGGCUGGCCACUGUGUGGACCCGAGUGUCCAUCGCUGACCGAGCACCGGGCCGAGUGUCAGUUGACAGAGGAGCGUGGCCAGAAAGUGAAUGUCACCGAAUUCAAUGGACCACAUCCGUUGUACACCUGCGUCAGCACUGUGAGAUGUUUGCUGCUGAACACAACAAAUCCGGCAAAUGCCGAGAAAUUCAAUCAGCUGGAAUCGUUGGAGCAGACGCGACGUGGCUCCAAUCAAUGGAAGGCUGACUUGGCCAGCAUUGGACAGUUUAUACCCAAAUUCUUUCGAACGCAGAAAUUCAGCGAGGAGGAAAUAAUGCGCGCCGUGGGCAUCCUGCAGAUUAAUGGCCAUGAGGUGCCCAUAUCGGAUCCACCACAUGUGGCUGUCUUCUAUACUGCCUCGUUCACGGAGAACUCGUGUGUGCCCAAUCUGGCCAAGAGCUUCAACAAGCAUGGUCACUGUGUGCUUUGGGCACCCAAGGAGAUCAAGAAGAAUUCACAUCUGAGCAUUUGCUACUCGGAUGCCGUUUGGGGCACAGCCGAUCGACAGCGCCACCUGAUGCAGACAAAGCUCUUCAAGUGUGCCUGUGAACGCUGCCUGGACGUCACCGAACUGGGCACCAACUACAGCGCCAUCAAGUGUGAGGAUCGCAAGUGUACGGGUCAACUAUUGCCCAGCAAGGCGGACGACUGGAAUGGCAGCUGGCGUUGCCUAGAUUGCCAGAAACAGGUGCAGAGAAAAUAUAUUGACGGCAUUUUGGAACGCGCCAGCAAAGAUAUUCAGAAUAUGGAAAAAACAGCGGAGAAUGGUUUCAAAUAUCUGAAGCACUAUGAGAAAUGGUUGCCCCCGCAGCAUUAUCAUCUGAGCGAGGUGAAAAUUCUGCAAGUACAGCUGAUUGCCAAGGAUCAGAAGGAGCUGAUGAUAUUAUCAGAUGAGCAGCUGCAGCUUAAGCUGAAAUAUGCCAAAGAUUUGAUUCAACUCUAUGAAAUACUUGCGCCCUGUGAGGUUCGUAUGCUUGGUACGCUCUGCUUUGAGCUGCACUCGGCACUUGCCGAGCAUACGCGACGCGUUGCACUGCAGACCAACCUGUCGCCCAAGGAAAUGCUGGAGGAGUCCUUGUUGUAUGUGGAAAAGUGCGUCAAUUAUUUGCAAUACGAAUCGGAUAUAUUUGUCGAAGGACAUAUUCUGAAACAGGCGAAAAUCAAUCGGGAUGCUCUGCGCAUUGUCAUUAGAAUAUCGUAAUUGUAUCUCACUUUAUAUUUUUUUAUUGCUUAAUUUACUGUUUGCGGAAUGUUUACAAAAUAAACAAAAUUUUAAAGCGAGCAAAAUAAACUUGACAUGC